Lampris incognitus (smalleye Pacific opah) is the source of this 4924-nucleotide messenger RNA. It is a transcript of the gene clip1b, whose product is annotated as CAP-GLY domain containing linker protein 1b. Bases 244 to 3000 code for a protein of 918 amino acids. Gene Ontology annotation, molecular function: microtubule plus-end binding. The transcript has 23 exons. Gene Ontology annotation, biological process: positive regulation of microtubule polymerization; cytoplasmic microtubule organization. NCBI's taxonomy places the organism in Eukaryota, Metazoa, Chordata, Actinopteri, Lampriformes, Lampridae. The record is from RefSeq and is a predicted model, not a curated record. Gene Ontology annotation, cellular component: cytoplasm; nucleus; microtubule plus-end.
CCGGGGACGCGAGCGUCCGCGCAGACGGGCGCGGUGCGGAGGGAGCCCGCCGCUAUUAACCGCGGAGGUGACGACGACGACAGCGGCGUUUCUCCACGGUAGACAAAGGGAGGCGAUCAGGAACUUUCCCUACCCGGCUCCAACACCACUCUGUAAAAUCGUGGCGUUGUUGGGUGGCGGAGAGGGCCCAGUCCCCCCGCGUGAUCAGGCCAGCCCCCCCCACCCCCAAGCAGAGAAGUAGACAUGAGUACAGGCAAGCCCAGUGGACUCAAACCUCCCAGCAAGAUCAGCCGUGCAGCUGGGUUGCCAGUGAAGACAUCCCCCUCCUCUGGUGCUCAAAAGCUGGUUCCCCCAGAGAAACCUGGUAGCGUGACCUCCUCCACCCGGGAAGGAACCGGAGACUUUCAAGUAGGAGAAAAGGUUUGGGUCAACGGCAACAAACCUGGCUAUGUGCACUUUGUGGGGGGUACACAGUUUGCCCCUGGCCAGUGGGCGGGCAUUGUGCUGGACGAACCUAUCGGUAAAAACGAUGGGUCAGUGGCAGGGGUCAGGUACUUCCAGUGCGAGGACGGAAAGGGAAUAUUCACUCGGCCUUCAAAAUUAUCCAGGACUCUACUUCCGGAAAAGACGGAAAACGGCGGGCGGGACAGCCCAGCCCAGGGGUCCUCGGCCACGAGCGAGUCUGCACCUGCUGGAACUACCUCAGCUGCAGCUCAGGGCACUGGCAUAAAAACAAGUGCGAUGCUUAACCGAACCCUUACAGCUAGCCAGUCGGUAUCCAACCUAUCGGAGACGGACUCGGUGAAGAAGAACAGGAAAGAGCUGAGGUUGGGGGACCGUGUCCUGGUGGGUGGCACCAAGGCAGGAGUAGUGCGGUUUCUCGGAGACACAGAUUUUGCCAAGGGAGACUGGUGUGGAGUGGAGCUAGACGAACCCAUCGGCAAGAAUGACGGCGCUGUGACAGGGACCAGGUAUUUCCAGUGCAUGCCGAGGUAUGGUUUGUUUGCUCCAGCCCAUAAGGUGACACGUAUUGGUUUCCCUUGCACCACCCCCACCAAGUCCAAGAGCUCACAGAGGAGGUCUACAAUAAAGAGGAGCCCCGAUGCCUCCUCCAUGAGCUCGAUUAGCUCCGCUGCCUCGUCUAUCGGUGGGAAACCUAGCCGGACUGGCUUGCUGACAGAGACAUCGUCACGGUAUGCCCGUAAGAUCUCGGGCACCACAGCCCUGCAGGAGGCUUUAAAGGAGAAGCAGCAGCACAUUGAACAGCUGCUUGCUGAGAGGGACCUGGAACGCUGUGAAGUUGCCAAGGCAACUAGUCACGUGGGAGAGGUGCAGCAGGAGCUGGCCCUGUUGAGGAAUGGACAAGAUCAGUAUGCCAUCGAGAUGGAGGCAAAACUGGAUCAGCUGCGCUCGUUGGUGGAGGCAGCCGACCGGGAUAAGGUGGAACUGCUGAACCAACUGGAGGAAGAGAAAAGGAAAGUGGAGGAUCUACAGUUCCGUGUAGAAGAGGCAUGCAUCACCAGAGGUGACCUCGAGACGCAGACCAAAAUGGAGCAUGCCCACAUAAAGGAGCUCGAGCAGAGCCUGCUUUUUGAAAAGACCAAAGCUGACAAACUCCAGAGGGAUUUAGAGGACACUAGGGUGGCCACCGUGUCUGAGAGGUUCAGGAUCAUGGAGUUGGAGAGGGAGGUGGCAGAGCUGCAGCUCAGGCUCAGGGCUUCCCAGCAGACUGAGAACGCCGUUUCCCUGUCCCAGCAGCAGCUCAGCAACCUCAAGGCCCAAGUGCAGUCUCAGGAGAAAAAGAUCAGUGAGCUCAGUGUGGACUUGGAGAGAACGCAGAAGGAGCUACAGACUGUACAAGAAGAUAAGAGCUCUCUAGAGCAACAGCUAAUAAGCCUGAGAGAAAAGCUCGACAUGGCUGAGCACACGAGCACAAGAACAGCAAAGAUCACCCAAGAGCUACAGAAAAAUGUGGAGCAGCUAACUCAAGACAACCAAACCCAGAGGAAGGAAAGCCUGUGCAGAGAGCAAGACUUAAAAGACCAGCUGACACAGGCUAAAGAGGCGGUGGAGAAGACGACUCAGUCGCUUGAUCAGCUGGCCAGUGAAAAGAGGACGCUGGAGACUCAGCUUGAGACUCUGAAACAACAGAAUUCAAAAUACCAGGAAGAGCCAAGUCUGUCCAAUAAGCGCAGUGGUUCAGAAAACCCACGGAUCGGAAUUCUAUGUAAGGAAAUUGAAGAGCUGAAGCUGGCCUCUCACAAGUCUCAGCAGCUUGAGGAGAGCAACAAGGACCAAAACAGUCAACAGCCAGACAUGAAACACAGAGAAAUCAUCUCUAAUCAGGAAAGAGAGGAAGUAAUAAACUCCCAGAAGUCCACCGGAGCCCCUAUCUCAGACAGAGACCGGGAACUUGAAACACUGAGGAAUGAGAUUGCAGUGCUUCGAGGUGAGAACGCUAUGGCCAAGACGCUGCAGUCUGCCGUGGAGACCUUGGAGAGAGACAAAACACAGCUGCAGAGUCGUGUCCACAGUCUUGAACAAGGGUUGAUGGGAAAGCAGGCCUUGGAGGGAGAAGACCAGGAAGUUGCAUCCUCAGGUGGUGCAGCUCUGGAACGACUAAAGGAGGAGAAGGAGUUUGCUGAGGGACAGAUCAACUUCCUGAAUAGUGUGAUUGUGGACCUUCAGCGGAAGAAUGACGAGCUGAAGGUCAAGCUGAAGAAGCUGGUUCUGGCUGAGUUUAAUGGCAACGAUGGAACAGAUGGUUUGGAUGAGGCUGUCACACAGCGGGAGAAGAAGGCUCCUCCUCGGCUCUUCUGCGACAUCUGCGACUGCUUCGACCUCCAUGACACAGAGGACUGCCCCACCCAAGCCCAGAGCCCCGACUCGGUCCCUCACUCCACCUACCAUGGCAACCCGGCUGACCAGAGGCCCUACUGCGACAUCUGUGAGGCCUUCGGACAUGCCACGGAGUCCUGCAAUGACGACCAGACCUUCUAGAAACCUCGAGACUCACACCUGCACCGCACUAAAGAACUUACUGAUAUUUUCCCCCUACUACACCCUUCCCCCGACCUCCCCCAUCACUGCCCAUGAGCACGGCUCCUACACUCCAGCCACUCGCCUGACAGCAGGCCUUACGCAGCCAAAAAAACAGAUUUUCCAUAUGUAUUUUUAUAUUGUAUUUAUGUAUGUCACGGGGGUUAACAGUCGUGUGUCUGAAUCCUGUGUCCUGCAGAAGUCUCGUGAUGUUGGUCCCAAGUCGGACUGAACGUCAUGCAGAAUGCUUUUACAAAGAUGCUGCUGUAACGCUUCUGAUAUUUAUGAUCGCAUUUGUUUUGACUGAUGUUCUUACACGUUUUGUGUGGCGCGGGUGUUGUCUGACAUCGACUCCCGGCGGGCUUUAUUUCUCAACAGGCGAACAGGGAAAAACAUGGCGGCACGUCCGGUGACGGGCGAGGGGGAGCGGAAGCGGCGGACGCCAUGUGUCUCUUGUCACCUUCCCGUCUCCUGCAGGACGUCAGCGUUGUCUUUUAAGAAAAACCAAUCGGUCAUGGGGCAUCCGGGCGGCGUCGCGGUCUAUUCUGUUGCCUGCUGACACAGGGAUCGCCGGCAGAGGUGGAAAAACCCGGUCCAGACAUUAAAACCCCUGUGUCUUUACUCCACCCAUGUACUAAACCAUCAGAUUGCACUGACUAGUUUCCCAAAUCAGCUGGUUUAAUACAUGGAUGGAGUAAAGACGCGGUUAGGGUUGUUACUUUCUGGACCGGGUUUUUCCACCUCUGCUCGCCGGUUCGAAUCCUGGUGUUACACAAUCGGGCGUGUCUGCGGGUGGGAAGCCGGAUAUGGGUGUGUGUCCUGGUCGCUGCACUUGCGCCUCCUCUGGUCGGUCGGGGUGCCUGGCGGUGGUGGGGGAAUUGGGGGGGAACAGCGUGAUCCUCCCACGCGCUACGUCCCCCCGGUGAAGCUCCUCACUGGAAGCAGCUGGCGCCUCCACAUGUAUGGGAGGAGGCACGUGGUAGUCUGCGGCGGAGGGGGGUGGAGAAGAGACCGGGACGGCUCGGAGGAGUGGGGUAACUGGCUGUGUGUACAGUUAGGGAGAAAAGGGGGAACAUUCCAAAAAGAAAAACCAGUCAGAUAGUGUCACUGCUGUGUAGGCUGUUGUGUUGUACAUUUGUUUGUGUAAUAUUGUACAGUGACCCCCCCCCCCCGGGUGUAUUAUUACCCUGUAUUUUAACAUACUGAAACAUACUAGUACUGCAUUAGUAUUUAAUGCAGAGCUUCCUGGUAGAGCAGCACACUUCCAGACUCAUAACAACACAAUGUAAUAAUGAUGUUCUGUUGGACACUUAUGCAAUAUUAUUAUGUAUGCAAGUCUGCGCUGGUCAGUACUCACAAUAUGGCUGUUGUCCAAAUGUACAUUUUUUCAAAGGUUUUUAUUUUUUACAUUAUUUGUUUUGUGUCUUUAUGUUAAAAGCAGUUCAUUCUAAUCAUUUCACUGACAGCCGUGACGUUCCCACAGGGAAAUAAGCCGUCACACAUACAGGCCUGUAUAGUACUACUACUACCACUACCACGGUUAUUACCAGCUAUUACAACGUUAUUACCAGUUAUCUGUUUCAUUAUUAAUGAUGAGGACGUGAGUACUAAUGCUGCAUAAAUGCAGCAUGGUGAUAACAGACAAGCCUCCGCUGGCUCAGCAUCAGCACACGUCACACUCCCAAGGGUGAGACUUGAAGACCGUUAAUAUUGUAUCUAAAAAAGCAUAAAAAGCACUUUUGUCAGAUCAGCUCGUCAGUGAAGCGCGCUGCUGCGUUUUGUAUCGCUUGUGUAUUGCCUAUGCUGUGUCCAUGAGGGUAUACUUGUAUGGCGUUUGUAUCGAAAACGUGUAUGUGUGGCUAAUACAGGUGUGGAGGUGAUGAAG